Messenger RNA from Aphanomyces astaci, 812 nucleotides. RefSeq names its product ribosomal protein S15. NCBI's taxonomy places the organism in Eukaryota, Oomycota, Saprolegniomycetes, Saprolegniales, Verrucalvaceae. The transcript has a single exon. Bases 1 to 558 code for a protein of 185 amino acids. Gene Ontology annotation, molecular function: structural constituent of ribosome. Gene Ontology annotation, cellular component: ribosome. The record is from RefSeq and is a predicted model, not a curated record. Gene Ontology annotation, biological process: translation.
AUGCGGAUUGGCCGGUUCAAAGUAGUGGUGACAGGCCCCACCAUUAUUGAAGCCAUGUUGCGCUCGUUGGCCAGCCGAGUCGGCGCUCUGAACCUCCGCACUGCCGCGCCGUUGCGAACGGCAUCCUUCAGCUCGUCUGUCGGCGGUGAAAAGAAGCGCGUUUUCAACUACGUCGCCCCUGCAGGUAUUGCGGAAGGCGACUUGCGCUUGGGCUUCAAGCCGUCGCAAGUUGUGGACGCGCCCGAGGAGGUGCGCCGCACGCUGAGUUUGGACAACGCGUCGCAGGCGGAGUUGAACAAGAUUGCCAUCCAGAAGGCCAUCGCUGCGUUUGAGCGAUUCCCCGGUGACACGGGCUCGUCCGAGGUCCAGAUCGCGAUCUUGACACAAAAGAUCAAGCGCAUGACCGAGCACUUCCGCGACCACAAGCACGACAACCACUCGCGACGCGGGCUGCAGACGAUGAUCAACAAGCGCAAGAGCCUGCUCAAGUACCUCCGCCGAGAAAACCUCCAGCAAUUCCGCGCCGUCGUGGCCGCGUUGGGGCUGCGUUUCACCUAGAUAUAUACACUAACCACACAAGUACAGUCCAACCCGCCACAACACAUCUCUACCUCGUGUUGAACCCGCCACCUUCCAUUACGAGGUCUCAUGUGCGAUGGCUAAGGUGACGUCCGUCUUAACCAGUUGAUCGCAACAAGCUUCCCAUGUGCAUACUUGUCAUACAGUAUUGCGAUGCGUCGAGGAAGCUGCUUUAGCUUGAACGCUCAUUCACUGCCUUUUCACGUGUGACCAUGUCCUUUGCACAUCAUGAC